This is a messenger RNA of Clonostachys solani, 813 nucleotides long. NCBI's taxonomy places the organism in Eukaryota, Fungi, Ascomycota, Sordariomycetes, Hypocreales, Bionectriaceae. The record is from the annotation of a GenBank genome assembly.
AUGUCCCCAUUGAACUUCUUCAAGGUCACCGGCGUAGCUGUCUACGUGCUUCGGAUCCAGUAUCGCAUGGCUGACGACCUCUUUGGGCUGUGCCACAGAUACAUGUACAGCGACGUCGACUGCAUGUACAGCGACGUCGACUGCAUGUACAGCGACGUCGACUGCAUGUACCACGAGGCGUGCGACCCCAAUCUACCCAAGCAUCAGAUCGGGAGGACGCUGGAGGUCUUCGCCCUGUCCAAGCUGCCUGGCCUGAAGAAGUACGAUGAUGACAAGCUGCGGUCGAUCUUCGUCCAUUGCCCCGGUUCCAGAUCCAUCAAGGCCAGGGGUAGGCGUUCGACGCUCAACCCUGACCAGAACCGCGCCGCCCUCAAGUUCCUGGUCAAGUUCGUCCGUGAGAAUAAGAUUGAUCCAAGCCGGAUCAAGCUCAUCACACCAUACCGAGCCAACAGGGACGAACUUGAGCGCCCGCGGAGGAAGGAUGCCGAGCUUGUCCAUAUCGCCGGCAUGGAACCUGUGGCCACCGUUGACUCCUUCCAGGGCCGUGAGGGCGAUGUUGUCUUUGUCGUGAUGAAGAGCGGCCUCGUCAUCAUCGGCGACAUCAACAUCAUGGGCAAGGUGUUCGGCGACGGCAAGGGGAAGGCCAAGGGGAAGGCCAAGACCAAGCACGACUCUGCACGUGUCGCCGUCGUAGUUAAAGGGGGCGGAGGUAAAGUCAGUUUUCUGCGGUCGGCAUUCCUAAUCAGUGUUUGCCAAGAACUGGUGAAUUCCGGCAGGGUGGUUGAGGCACCUGCCGAGCAGCAGUGCAAGUAG